AUGGAGCUCUCGGCAUGCUCGGCGGAGGGCCUGACGCCUCCCAAGACUAUGAAGUUGACCGGGCUGAUAGGAGAAAGACGCGUGGUAGUCUUGAUUGACAGCGGAGCCAGCCAUAACUUCAUUAGCCAGAGGGUGGUGGAGGAACUGAGACUUCUGGUGGCAGAAACACCCACUUACGCGGUGAGUUUGGGUGACGGGUGUAAGAAAUGGACCAGUGGAUGUUGUGAGAAGGUCGAAUUGAAGCUGGGUAAUGUGAAGGUGGAGGAGGACAUGUAUGUGUUUGAUCUCGGUGGAGUGGAUUUAAUAUUGGGUAUUGCAUGGUUGGCAAAAUUGGGUGAAGUGGUUAUUAACUGGAGAGAGAUGCCCAUGCAAUAUGUGGUGGAUGGAGAGAAGAGGAAGAUUAGCGGUGACCCUGCCAUGGCCAGACAGCUAGUGGAGCCAGGCACACUAACAAAAAUCACGGAUGUUGAGUCAUGGUUUCUAGUUUGGGAACUGUGCAUAGUGGAACCAGGGGUAGACGGUGAUGUGAUGGAUGAACUGACAGAGCAGCAGCAGGUAUAAAUCAGAACAGUUUUGCAUCCCCACUACAAGGUGUUUCAGGAGAGAGGGGGACUACCUCCUUCACGUGAUGCACAGCACCGAAUAGUGCUCAAGGAGGGAGCCAGAAUUCAUCCAAUAUUCCACGUUUCCCAACUGAAGAAAGUUAUGGGGGAGAAGAGAGUGGAAAAGGAACUUCCAGCUGAGUUACAAGCAGAUGGACCCAUGUUUAGCAGCGAAGGUGCUGGACAGAAGGACUCGACAGUUGGGAACAGAAGAAAUGCCUUAGGUUUUGAUAGAAUGGCAAGAAGGGGGACAAGAGAGUGCCACAUGGGAAGAUGAGGUGACUAUACAAGAGCAAUACCCGGAGUUCAACCUUGGGGACAAGGUUGUUGGAGGAGAGGGGAGUAACGUUAGGGAGUUAAUUGUAUAUAGGAGGAGAGGUAAAGUCACAGAGCCUAAUUGCCAAGGCAGUUAGGAAUAUGAGAGUGGGUUUCUGUUAGUUCUGUUAGUGAGUGAUAUAAAAGGGGGGAAAGGAGUUGUUUGUAGUUAGUUUUGGAGUAUUAUUGUUUGUGCGGGAAUUCUUGUAGUUCUUUGGAGAGAGGUUAGGCUCUCAAAGUGGCUUGUAUACACCAAUUUCUUGAUUCUUUAGUAAUAAAAGGAGGUUGUACAAUUCAGAGGAAUUGUUUGUGUGUGUGUUUGAUUGAUUUUCAUAGGUUGUUGAUUAAAAGAACCUAUCAACAUAGUUGGUUACUUGUCUGUUAACCUAUUCAAUGUUAUAGUUAAAAAAGAACUAAAAUAA
Messenger RNA from Vigna radiata var. radiata (mung bean), 1339 nucleotides. RefSeq lists its product as uncharacterized. Gene Ontology annotation, biological process: proteolysis. Lineage: Eukaryota; Viridiplantae; Streptophyta; Magnoliopsida; Fabales; Fabaceae. The record is from RefSeq and is a predicted model, not a curated record. Gene Ontology annotation, molecular function: aspartic-type endopeptidase activity. The transcript is spliced from 2 exons. The coding region runs from base 1 to 561 and encodes 186 amino acids.